CAAACGGCCCGCACCCCGUGGUCUGUUGGGAGGCGUAGUUUGGGUCUGUAGUUUCUUCUCCAGCCUGCGGCAGCAAGCCUCCCUUUCCGGUUUAAGGUCCAGGAAAUGUUCGUCGCGGGGGGCGGGGCUACUGGACUGCAGUGUUGAUGAGUCGCUUAGCAACUGGGAGGCUUACAUUUGGGAGGGUGGCAGCUCUAGAAACUAUCCGGCCUUCCACCCACCCCUCCCCUCUCUAAACCCUUCACCUAGGAGCUGCCAAACAUCUGGAUCAACUUGGGCAUUAAGGAGGGGUUGAAUUUCUACCAGUAAGGCGCCUUUUUACAUUGCUUUCUCGACCUCCUGCUCACAUCCGUAAAGCCCACUGAAUUUUUUUACUAUACUUUUUAUGAGAACAAGACAUUAUCUAGGAAGAUGGUGGCAGAAAAAGAGACCCUCGGCUUAAACAAAUGCCCAGACAAGAUGCCGAAGAGGACCAAACUGCUGGCACAACAGCCGCUCCCGGUGCACCAGCCUCACUCCUUGGUUUCUGAGGGCUUCACAGUCAAAGCUAUGAUGAAAAAUUCAGUCGUGCGAGGCCCUCCAACUGCCGGUGCAUUUAAAGAAAGACCAACCAAGCCUACAGCCUUUCGAAAAUUUUAUGAGCGAGGAGACUUCCCAAUUGCCCUUGAGCAUGAUUCGAAAGGAAACAAAAUAGCCUGGAAGGUGGAAAUUGAGAAGCUGGAUUACCAUCAUUAUCUGCCUCUGUUUUUUGAUGGGCUUUGUGAAAUGACAUUUCCUUAUGAGUUUUUUGCUCGGCAAGGAAUCCACGACAUGCUGGAACACGGGGGGAACAAGAUUCUACCUGUCAUUCCACAGCUCAUUAUCCCAAUAAAAAAUGCCUUGAACCUCCGAAAUCGACAAGUCAUCUGUGUGACCCUCAAAGUCCUCCAGCAUCUGGUUGUGUCCGCUGAGAUGGUAGGCGAGGCUUUAGUGCCCUACUAUCGUCAAAUCCUCCCCAUCCUGAACAUCUUUAAGAAUAUGAAUGUCAACUCCGGAGAUGGCAUCGAGUACAGCCAGCAGAAGAGAGAGAACAUCGGGGACUUGAUCCAGGAGACGCUGGAAACUUUUGAGCGCUAUGGAGGGGAGGACGCCUUUAUCAACAUCAAGUACAUGGUGCCCACCUACGAGUCGUGCUUGCUGAACUGACAUGGGAGCAGCUGCAAUGAGAGGAAGACUUCCCUUGGUGCCUUGGUCAUCUGUCUCUGCAGCUUCCAGCAUCUCAUUACUUGUGACUUUUACAGCUUUCUUUCUACAUCUGCUAGAAUAGUGGCGUCUGGGCCAUUGGACUGUUAGCCCUUUUGAGAGCAAGGCUUUCCAAUACAUAAAUAGUGCCUGUUUCUUAGAUUACAAUAGUGUACUGUGCUUAUUUGUUCUACAAGAAGAAUUGCUUCUUUAUACAGCUUGGUUGGAGGCAUGAGUCCGAGUUAAACCUUCAGUUGUAUAGACAAUAAAACUAUAAUUUUCAUACGCAA
Molecule: messenger RNA, 1511 nt
Organism: Cavia porcellus (domestic guinea pig)
Lineage: Eukaryota; Metazoa; Chordata; Mammalia; Rodentia; Caviidae
Gene: Pacrg
Product: parkin coregulated
Exons: 5
Coding region: 412-1185 (257 amino acids)
Cellular component (GO): vesicle; neuron projection; cytosol
Molecular function (GO): Hsp70 protein binding; Hsp90 protein binding
Source: RefSeq, a predicted model, not a curated record